AUGAGUUCACAGACAUCUUCUCGAGCGGUCACCAUAAGCUAUUUCGAUCCCUUUGAUGUAUUCGAAAGUAUCAAAGGUGAGUUCCUACAGAUUUUCCCAUUUCAAAACAUACAUUGGAAAUCACCAGGAGGUGCUGUAAGGACUGUACGUCAAUUACCUGUUAAUUUAGUUAUUGAGAGCGAAGCUUCUGAGCUUAAUAUUGAUGAUGUGAAUCAUUUUGUGAGGUUUAUCGUGGUCAAUUGCAUAUCUGUCGAUGAUUACCGUGGGAAAGUGAGACCGCUGUUGAGACAGUGGUUACCAGUAUCGGAUAAGACAUCUGUAGAUGUUGAUUCUGUAGAGACUCCCAAACCUAUUGUUUUGCUAUAUGCCAAUUCUGAAGUAGUCGAUUCCAACCUUUUCAAAUCAAUUUCAUUAAUAGAUAAAUUUGCCAAGGAUUUCCCAGGACUCAAGACUCUGGUAUUGAGGUCAGUUUACAAAUCUCCAACUGAUAGAGAGGACUUUUGGAACCAAAUGGGCAAUAAGAUUAAAUCUUGUCUACUAGACAUUUUCCAGAAGAGAUUAACAAACUAUAGGAAAAAACUAUCCAAUCCCAAAAAUGCUGACGAAGAGCUGGGACUAAGAGAAAAAAUCUUAGAGCUUUACUUGGCAUUUAACAUGCAUGAGGAGGCUACGACUCAAUUGAACGAAAUAAGAGAUAAUGUGGUUAGCAAGAGAGAGAAUUCUCUGCCGAACGGUGAAUUGGAGACUCCCUUCAAUUUUGCUCAAAAUGAAAAUGUAGACGAUGGCUCAAUUGCGAAAAUGUUACUGGAGAAUAAAUUGACUAAAUUUCAAUAUUUCAAGUAUUUCUUCGUGAAAAGAUUUCGGGUUUUGAAUAUGGGGAAAACUAAUGUUCCCAGAUUGUUACAACUAUACAGAUUGAUUCGAGAUUUUUUACAUUGUAUUGAAUCCAUCUUUAGAGACUCUCCUCAAAUCCUCGAAUUUAAAUACUGUUUUAUCGAUGAUAUUUUGAAGUACAUUAACGAUGGGGGGAUACCUAUUUUCUUGGAGAUGAAAGCUGAGCUUUCACUUUUGAAAAGAGAUUGUUGGGUCCAAGGUGUCUUAGCAAACACAGAUUUUAAAUUGAUAGAUAAAAGUUUUCCCAAAUCGAAUGUAAAAUUUACGUUUGAUAGGUUGAAGGAAAGCUACAAGGAUGAAAAUACUUUCCACGAGAAUUUUGUCAAAUCUACAAGUCUGCUUCUUGCCCUAUACAAUAAGAGCAGCGAUAAAAAACGAAGAAUAGUAGAUAUUUUAUCCCUGGAAAUUGGUAUGUUGCACUACCAAAGAGGUGAAUAUGAGAAAGCCGUCUCGCUCUUUGAUUCAUGCUAUGAAUAUUACAUGGAAACUGGGUGGGAUAUCAUUGGACUCAAAAUUGUUCAAAUGUACUAUGAUUCUUUGAUUCACUGUCCACAGAUAAAAUAUUUAAAAAGAGAUGAUGAAGAUGUGUCCGUAUCAAUUGUUCUCAGUAACGCAUUUCUCAAUAUUCUAAGGAUUUCCAAGGACGAAGAUGAAAAGAGGCAAAUCUGGAAGAAAUUUUUCGAGUUGCAAAAAGAAAUGGAAUCUCCAUCUUUGGUUUAUCAAACUGAUGGACUUUUCUGCAUUGCCCUCAGUGAUCUUUCUUACCUUUCAGAGGCUAACGUCUACAAGAUCGACGUGACAAUUCGAAAUCUAGCGUUUCUAGAGCCAAUAACCGCUGACUCGAUUAAAUUAAUUUUGAAAAACUCUGAUGAUCAAUUUGUGGAAUUUAAACUGAGCAGCGUAAAUUUUGCCCCAUCUACAAACCAUUACGCGUUAGAGGCUACUGAAAUUUCGUUUGGGGAAUUUCAACCUGUAUCCAUAGAAAUAAAGGUGGGAAAUGCCACUUUUCUAGAAGGGUUUGUCAAUGAGAAUCAUCCCAUUUUCAUUGAACCACUAUAUCAUCCGGAAAAUAUUUCCUGCUCCGUUCAACAAUCCAAACGUUUGAAUUUAGGAGAAUAUGCCAUUGAUUUAAUACAUCAGAACGUUAAGGGCCUAGAAUCGUUCGCAGUGGAAAUUAUGGUGGAGCCAAAUUUAGGCUCAUUCCCAAUCAGUUUUUCCCAAGAUCAAGAUUUGUAUCGUAAAAGAGUGGUUGACAUCAAGAACGAUACAACAAUACGAUAUUUUCCAAAAGAUUCAAUCAAUUCCUUUCGACUCAAAGUUAAAACCUCUUUCACGAAAAAGGAUAAUCCAAGAGAAUUUAGUGAAAUCAGGCAUUUCACCAUAUCAUGCUAUCUUCCACUUUCAGUCUCCGUGGAGGAUAUUUUUAAAAAAGAUGCAUUCAUAUUCAAAUUUUUAUUGAAUUCUUCAACUGAAGAAGAACCAAUAAUCUUGUACAGUUCUAAAUUGAGAGCACCCGAGAAUUCUGAGCGUUAUACAUUAUUUGGUGAUUUCGAACCCAAUGAUCUUAUCUAUUUAACCGCUGAUCCAAACGAAAGUGCACUGAAUUGUUACCAAGUAACUACAAAGGACAAAUUUGACCACAAUGAUUUGUUUCAGUUAAAAGUCACUUACAAUACUUUGAAAGAGCAAAUCAAUGGAUUGGUGACUGAUUCCAUUAUGUUGCAAGGUGAUAUGGAAUGGUACCAAGAAUUUGAAUUAUGGAAACAUUUAUGGGAAAAUAAAAUUCUACCUCUAUUUCAAUAUGAUUAUAACGCUUUCAUACAAAGUUGUACCAUUACUACCAUGCCUGGCACUUUAAAUAUAACUGAUAUUUGUGAUUACCUGUUGAAACUUUCAGUAUCCAAACCAGUUACCAAGAGAAUUAUAGAAACAUUAAAAAAAAUUGUACGAGGCGUGGAAUUAACAGAUAUUGAUAUUUAUGCAUACGUGAAGAAUUUGACACCAAGGACCUUGAUUGUUCCCGUUGAGCUACCUCAAAUGGACUAUUUCUUUUAUGUGGAAUUUUCGAAAACUCUAGAGGAACAAUAUCAAGUGGGGUCACCUAUGUUGAUAAAAAUUAGAGUUGAGAAUCUAAGUGGAAAAUGGGGGUCUCAAGAAGUAUCCGAUGCCUUUGUGCUUGAGGUUGCAAGCAGUAAUGAAUGGUUGGCGCAUGGUAAAAAGCGGAUGUUAAUACGGUCAGAGAUUAAUGAGUUUGAAUUAUACGUUAUUCCGUUAAAGAAAGGCUAUUUGAAUUACCCUCGCAUAGAAAUUAGUAGUGUGGAGACUGGAGUGCCCACUAGAAUAGACAAUCCAAAUGCAUCUGAAACAUUACUUGUUUUGUAA
This is a messenger RNA of Zygosaccharomyces rouxii, 3276 nucleotides long. RefSeq names its product transport protein particle complex II subunit TRS130 (gene TRS130). The transcript has a single exon. NCBI's taxonomy places the organism in Eukaryota, Fungi, Ascomycota, Saccharomycetes, Saccharomycetales, Saccharomycetaceae. The record is from RefSeq and is a predicted model, not a curated record. Bases 1 to 3276 code for a protein of 1091 amino acids. Gene Ontology annotation, cellular component: TRAPPII protein complex. Gene Ontology annotation, biological process: early endosome to Golgi transport; intra-Golgi vesicle-mediated transport.